Cuscuta campestris is the source of this 1900-nucleotide messenger RNA. Lineage: Eukaryota; Viridiplantae; Streptophyta; Magnoliopsida; Solanales; Convolvulaceae. The record is from the annotation of a GenBank genome assembly.
GUCAACAACAUUUUUUUUUCUCGGUCACGAAAAAUGUUGGAAAGAAGGAAAAAAAUUUGGCCGGGACCGUUGAUAGAGUUUGGCGGCUGAGUUCCCUCCUCCGGUCCUCCUGGCGCCGCGUUCUGCCAUUUCCAACGGCGUCCUCAACUCAGAGCAAUAAAAAGAAAGUGUCAAACCAGUUAAGAGAUAGACUCAGCAGUUCUGCUCCCCUUGCAGCGAUAUUCUUCUCUUCGCCGUCCCGAGAGUGAGGUUGACGACAGGAUGCACGCGGAGCCGAAGGCUGCAAGACCUCGUCUUGACCGGCGGAACGCGAUCAACAGUAACGAUUACACGGCGUAUUCCGACUCGACGCCGUCCUCUCCCAUCAACGACCUGUCAACUCCCAGGAUCCGAUCGCUUGAAUUUCUCUCGCCAUCUGACUUGAAGAGCUUCCGGAUCGGAGGAGACGAGGGCGAGAUUGAUUUGAUUUGCCGCUCUCUGGGGAUUUCCCCGGAAGAUUUCGCUAUACCGGAUGCUGCUUGGGGGGCUCUCAGAGCUUCCACCACGGUGAGGAGGUCUAGAUUUAUCCGUAGUCCUAGGGUUCACAUUACGAAUGCUGAUGAACUGGCGAUAUCUCUAGGGGUGCCUGAACAUGAAAUUAGGGUUUCAAUGGGCGAUGGAUUUGAAAUCAAUGAUAGUUCCCCGAGAUUAGCUUCCACCAAAGAACCUGCUGGUGAUAGUUUGAGCCAAGCUUGUGAUUCUGGUAGGAGUUUUUGUCACCCUAGCGAUGCGAAUUGUGUUCAUAAUGUGGGGAUCCCGGCCGAUUCACAAGACCGGAGAAUUGGGGAUUUGGGGAAUGCAAUUGACAGUGAAAGAAGAAGUAAUGAAGAUGAUGGUUCCCACUUCUUGAGAACAGAAUAUCUGCACACUGUCUCAGUUCAUGGUUCUUUCAGGUGCAGCAAAAAGAAUUGGCAAAAGGGUGACUUUCUUGGCAGUGGAUCGUUCGGAACCGUCUAUGAAGGCUACACGGACGAUGGCUUCUUCUUUGCUGUAAAGGAAGUUUCUUUACUUGCUGCAGGAAACCAAGGCCAGCAAAGCAUUUAUCAACUUGAACAGGAGAUUUCACUUUUAAGUCAGUUUCAACAUGAAAACAUUGUUCGUUAUCUUGGAACAGAUAAGGGUGACAACAAACUCUAUAUCUUCCUUGAACUUGUAGCUAAGGGUUCGCUCAUGAGUCUUUACCACAAGUAUCAACUGCACAAUACCCAAGUUUCUUUGUACACUAGGCAAAUUUUGAGUGGAUUACAUUAUCUUCAUUCUCGCAACGUGAUUCAUAGGGAUAUCAAGUGUGCCAACAUACUGGUGGACGUUAAUGGUUCCGUGAAACUUGCAGACUUUGGGUUAGCAAAGGCAACAAAACUGAAUGACAUAAAAUCUUGCAAAGGAACUGCAUUUUGGAUGGCCCCAGAGGUUGUUAACCGGAAAAACAAUGGAUAUGGGCUUGCAGCUGAUAUAUGGAGCCUCGGAUGCACUGUUUUGGAGAUGUUAACCGGUCAACUUCCGUACUCCAACUUAGAUGGGAUGCAAGCACUGUUCAGAAUUGGGAGAGGCGAACGCCCGCAUAUACCUAGUUCAGUGUCAAGAGAAGCUGAGGAUUUCAUUGUUAAAUGCUUACAAGUUAACCCAGCUGAUCGGCCUACGGCUGCUGAACUUUUGGAGCAUCCAUUUGUGAAGACAGCAAGAAGACAUUGAUUGACCUUCCCGGUUUAAGCGAUGAUUCCCAGAAUCAUUUGGAGUUGGUUUAUGCUGUACUUGUUUCAGAUUCUAUGUAGAAAUCAGAUGAUGUUGCUAAUUUUAAGAAGUAAAUAACAUCCAAUUCGUCAUUACCAUCCACAGUACUUCAUAAAUUACUAGUUUUGGU